Molecule: messenger RNA, 3899 nt
Organism: Rattus norvegicus (Norway rat)
Lineage: Eukaryota; Metazoa; Chordata; Mammalia; Rodentia; Muridae
Gene: Nanos1
Product: nanos C2HC-type zinc finger 1
Exons: 1
Coding region: 277-1068 (263 amino acids)
Biological process (GO): regulation of translation
Cellular component (GO): cytoplasm
Molecular function (GO): RNA binding; zinc ion binding
Source: RefSeq, marked validated
GGCGCAGCGCGCGGGGCGCAGGAAGCGCGCGGGGCUGGAGAAGAGCGCGCGCCCGCCUCCGCUCCGCCUCCGUCCGGGGGCGCGGGCGCAGUGGCCCGGGCGGAGGAUCGCAGGGGGCAGGGCCGAGACAGCGAGGAGGGGCACGGGAGAAAGCGGGAGCGAUAAAAGGAAGCAAGGGUGCCCCACCCCGCGGCAGGCCGGCGGGCAGGCUCCUGCGUCCCUUCCGUCCGGCCCUUGCCGGCGGCGGCGGGGAGGCGCGCGGCCCGCUGCCGGCCCAUGGAGGCUUUCCCUUGGGCGCCACGCUCGCCCCGCCGCGCCCGCGCCCCCGCGCCUAUGGCGCUCGUGCCCAGCGCCCGCUACGUGAGCGCCUCGGGCCCGGUGCACCCGCAGCCCUUCAGCUACUGGAACGACUACCUGGGGCUAGCCACGCUCAUCACCAGGGCUAGCGACCGCGGCUCCCCGCACGAGGGGCCCGGGCCCACGCCGGCCGGGCCCACACUGGGGCCGCCGGAGGACGAUGAAGACGACGACGGCGAUGAGCCAGAGGCCGGGGGCCGCUACCUGGGCGGCGCGUUGGAACUGCGCGCGCUAGAGCUGUGCGCCGGCCCAGCCGAGGCCGGGCUGCUGGAGGAGCGCUUCGCUGAGCUGAACCCAUUUGCAGGGCGCGCCGCCGCGGUGCUGCUGGGCUGCGCGCCCUCUGCCUCCGCCGCCUCCACGGCCGAAGUGACGCCGCGCGAAGAGCCGAGCCCUGCGUGGGCAGCCGAGCCUCGUCUGCACGCGACCUCCGGGGCGACCGCCGCGCGUCUGCUGAAACCGGAGCUUCAGGUGUGUGUGUUCUGCCGGAACAACAAGGAGGCGGUGGCGCUCUACACCACACACAUCCUUAAGGGCCCGGACGGCCGGGUGCUGUGCCCGGUCCUGCGCCGCUACACGUGCCCCCUGUGCGGCGCCAGUGGCGACAACGCACACACCAUCAAGUAUUGCCCACUCUCCAAAGUGCCACCGCCCACCGUCCGCCCGCCGCCGCGCAGCACCAGAGACAACCUGCCAAGCAAGAAGCUGCGCUAGAAGCAGGCUGCAUCGAGCUGCGUACACCUGAAACCUGGACUCUUCUCCCGUGGCUCAACUUGGGAAGUCCUCUUGGUUUUAUGGAAGCCGCAGGGGCAUAGCACUUUCUUGUGGAGUGAUAGGUCUCUGACGUUGAAAUAUUGGAUUUUGUCCCUAGUUUCUAAAACGCGCAUCCAGAGUGGUGAGGGCUGAGCGGUUGUUCCACUGGCUGAAGUGCGGUGAAUGAGGCGCUGUUUACUGUAUACGUCAGCCUAUUUUAGGUGCGCAUCCGUAUGAAUUGUCUCUGAUCUUGGAUGUUUUCGUUUUAUGAAUGGAGGCACUUUAUUAGGUCUAGAGUAUUUUUAAUAGCCUCUGAACUGAGUGUAAAACAAUUGUAUGGAAUGUCGGCAAAAUGACUAUUUUAUUGUUUGAUGCAAUUAAUUUAUUUUAGUUUCUCAUUCUAAUUGCAGGUAAAGCAACUUAGUACACUUCCCAAUAUUGAGAGGAUGUUCCUCCUCGUGGCUUGUUUCUGUCCUAGAUGGGAGGCUUAAAGGCACAAUCUGUAGCAGGUAGAAUACAGUUCCUUAUCAUUUUAUGUAUCAGCUAUUCUACUGAAUUAGCAAGUAGUCCUUCCAACCCUUAAAAUUAACUGUGCCAAGGCUUAAUCAUAUCGUGUACAUAUUUGGAAAUGGUGCUGUUUAAGAGACGUGUAUUUAUACAGUGACAGUAUUAUGAAUCCAUUAAUCUCCCCUGUAACUCCUACUUAGCAUUUUCUCUAUGCACCACCCCAAAGGUCCAAUUCUGAUGCUAAGGCGUGCCCUCCUCAGAAAGGAGGAAACCUUUUAGAGCAGUGUUAACCCACCUUGAUUGCUCAAGUUCAGGGUUCCUAAAUAGAAAAUGGGGAACUAUAAUGCAAUAACUCGAGUUCUAGAAAGUUCUACUCUGGGCUGUUUGCCUUCCAAUUUACAGAGGGUGUACCAGAAUAAAUACUUCGAUGCUGUAACAAUUGCAGUUGGAUACAAGUAUCAUAAUCUCCCCUCUUGGUGGUUCCACUAUUACUGAGAGAUCCUAGUCUGCUUCCAGAAUACUAAAAGAUCUUCAUGCAAAAGUUCCUAACCCUUUGUUCUCCUGUAAAUCUAUCAUCCUGAGUGCUGGGAUGUGGCACAAAGCCACUUACCAUCUAGACAGAAAAGGUGAGGGUGAGUUAACAUAAAUUCAGACAUGCACCAACACCACUCUCUGCAAAUACCAGUCAAAAGAUUAAAGCUUGCAAUAGUCAAAUUUAGCUAGGAAUACAAGUCAGGCUAGACUGCCUUUCAUAUUAAGCAGCAACUUCACAGCAAACUUACUUUCUGUAUAAAAGAAGUCAUGUGAAAAUACUACCUACUGGUAAAAGGGAGGACAUUCUUAGCAAGGAAGAAAUCUAUCCCUGUUAUAGCCCCACAGUCAAUGGGCCUGGGCCUAAAUUUAAUAAAACCAUGUUCCUUGUUUUGCUAGAAAAUAUACAGUUUGUUUUGGGGUGAAGUUUUUCAAGUCAACAUAAAUUCACAUCCUCUAACUGAUCUGCCUGUUCAAAAAGGUAUUCUCGAUAUCAAAAGCAGUAGGUAUCAAGCCAGGAUUGCUGUAAUCCCACCAGAUGUUUCCCAAGGUGUGUGUGUGUGUGUGUGUGGUGCCAGUAUAUAAGUACAUGAGCUGAACAACUAUCAUGUGUACCUAAUAGCAACUUUGAAUUUUUGGCAUUUUGCCGGAACUAAAGGAUGCUGACACUGGCCCUCCUGCCCUGUGGAAUAUAUUGAGGGAUCUGAGAAAUAUCCUCAGGUAGCUGUUAACAGGGAGAUGCUAUCAGAAAAGUGCUUCUAAACACAAGGAGCCUAGUUCUACCCCAGCACCUACAUGAAAGUAAGGGAAUAGUCAUGCGCCUAUAACCCCAGUGCUCAUGAGGCAGAGGCCAGCCUUGCUACAUGGUCUGAGUAAAAACAUCAUCUCAUAAACUAUAUGGUCAUCUGAAGUUGGACCUCCACAUUCAUCUGCUGAUUUGGGAUAAUUUAAGCCAAAGGUAGCUGUGGUAUCGCUGGAGAGUAAGGGCGCUCUGCCUGGACUCACUAGCAAGGCAGUCUAGCUCCAGGUAUGAAAACUCCAAUUCAAAGAAACACCUUGUUGAAACUGAAGUAGAAUAUGAUUGGGUAGGGUAACCUUUGACCUCUGACCUCUAUGUACUUGCACACAGUGUAUCCCAUAUCGUGUUCUCCAACCCAUGCCAAGUCUGUUUCCCAGCUAACAGAUACUGAAGUGUACAAUAUAAGCAAAAAAAAAAAAAAAAAGUCCUUGUUUUUCUAGUGUUCUAGAGAAAACUUACCCCUAAAAAUAAUCUUUUAAUCCUGACGCUCAGGAGGCAGAGGAAGGCUAAGCAAGCCUUGCAAUGUUAUAAAGGUUUUGCAAAAAUGUUUACAAUUGAUAUCCAAGUUUAGGGCCAGGGGUUUUGCUCAAUGAUAGAGCACUUACCUAGAAUGCACAGAACCCUAGGAUCAAUACCCAUUAUUAAAGGGACAAAAAUGAAACGUAAAACCCAAAGUUUCAUGCAACACUUUGAUAAAGUUGGCUUCUGCCCUUAGUAAGAAUGCACUGUGGAUCUGGCUACACCACAAAAAGGCACAGCAUUGUAACAGCUUCACCAUGGGCAGAGGCACAGUUUGUGCUGUGCUUUAGCCUGCAUUUGUCUGUCCAAAUGAUUUUAACAGCUUUUUAGUUUUUUGUACUUUAUUUUUCCUAUAAAGUCCUUUUCAGAAGUUAAAUGGCUUUGAUUAGAACUUGUCAGAUAUAUUAAACCAAAACCAUGUAUUUCAAAACUAAAA